Dujonia railenensis is the source of this 1224-nucleotide messenger RNA. NCBI's taxonomy places the organism in Eukaryota, Fungi, Ascomycota, Pichiomycetes, Serinales, Debaryomycetaceae. The record is from the annotation of a GenBank genome assembly.
AUGAAAAUUGCGAUUAUUGGAGCCGGACCAGGUGGAUUAACCCUAGCUAACAUUUUAAAGGUUAAGGGCAUUGAUUUCACAAUAUUUGAGAAUGAAGAAUCGAUCACUUCCAGACACCAAGGAGGUACGCUCGAUCUUCAUCGUGAAACUGGCCAAUUGGCUUUAAAGGAAGCAGGCUUGUUUGAAGCGUUCAAGAAGUAUGCACGGCCAGAGGGUGAUUUCACCAUAGUUACAAGUGUUGAUGGCAAAACACUAAGAGAUGAAAAUAUCGGCAAGACAGAUGCCCCCACUACAGUAGAUCUGGUCGGUAGGCCAGAGAUCGAGAGGCUGAAACUUUUAGAAAUUCUUCUUGAGGGUAUUGGUGCUUCUGCUGUUACUUGGAAGCAUAAGGUUCAGCAGGUGGUGAAAAUGGAAGAUGGUUCCACUGAAAUUGAAUUCACUAAUGGUAAGACGACUAGAGAAUUUGACUUGGUUGUUGGAGCAGAUGGUGCCUGGUCUAAGGUGAGAAAUGUAGUAUCAUCAGUAAAACCCCACUACUCCUCCGUGACUUUGGUGGAGAUGUGGGCCGAAGAUGUUGACAAGUCUCAUCCAACACUUGCAAAGUAUACUGGAAAGGGGACCAAUAUGAUGCUUGAUCAAGAUAGAUGUGUCAUGUGCCAAAGAUGUGGUGAAGAUUCUGUCCGGUUGUAUGCUUGUUUGAGAAUUGAUCAAGAUUGGUCGACCAAAAUUGAUUGGACCACUGACGUAGCUGCUGCGAGAGAGAACCUUGUAAGCGAAUACUUUGGUGAUAUUGGCGAGAAUACUAAGCAAGCAAUUCUUAGUUGUACAGACAAUUUGAUAGUUAGACCACUCUACAUGAUGCCUAUUGGAUUUACAUGGGAAAAUUGCCCUGGAGUUACGUUAUUGGGAGACUCUGCCCAUCUCAUGACUCCUUUUGGCGGAGAGGGAGUUAAUUUGGCUAUGAAAGAUGCUAUCGAAUUAGCCAUUGCAAUAUCCGCUGCUAAAAGCAUUCCGCAAUUGAAUAAGAAUGUGCAAAAAUACGAAAAGGACUUAUUCAAGAGGGCGAAAUACUACAAUUCGGAUACAUGGGACAUGUUACAGCUUUGUUUCAGCAAGGGAGGGUCUGAAAAGAUCAGUGUCAUGAUGGAGGGCGGAAUUAUGAUUUUGGUGCAGAUGACUGCCCUGUAUCUUUGGAAAACCUUGUGGUCAUUCUUUGGGUACUAG